UUCUGCUCAAAUAAACUCGUGUCUCAGGUGUCAAUGAAUGUGCGACCAGUGUACCUGUAUUUAGGUCAAACAUACACAUGAAUAAGUCAGUUGACAGCGUAUGGUUUAAGCACACAGUAUAGUGUUCUUAUGGUUUAAAAUAUGAGAUGCUUUAAACACUAUAGUCGAGAUGUUUGCUUAUCUAUUUUGAAUAGACAAGUAUAAUGUGAUACCUUUAUUAAAAAAAGCAAAGUGAAGUGUACAGGAAUUAUACUUGUUAAUCAAAUUGAGAAAUUUAAUACUGCGCACUGAUGCGUGAAUGAAAUAUACGCGGAGAUUAAGCAUAAAUAAUAGUAUUACGUAGGGGAAAAAAGAAAAGAUGGACGUACAGGAAUAGCGUUAAAGUGCUACUUAAGUGAAAAAAGACGAACUAGUAUUAAGCGUUAAUAUUGUUUAAAAUGAAGAGUUUUAUUGUAAAUAAACAUUCAGGGCAAGUGAAAAUGCUACAUCGUAAAUUAUACCGCUUUUUGGUUGCAAAUCGAUGGAUACUUGGGUUGGCGUUCGUAUUUAUCCUAUUUAUUGGGAUAUAUCAAGAAUAUAUAGAUUCACGGCAAGCUUUAACAAUGGCACAGUUAAGGAAGGACCUCAUUAAAUUACCUUAUUCCCGGAAUAAACAUGGACAUCAUGAUAUUAUUGUUAGUGCAUAUAUGAACAGUGGCUCCAGAUUGACAGGAAAGCUGCUUGGGUUUCUAAAUCAGUCCUUCUACUUUUACGAACCCUUCUGGAAGUUUACAGUUUGGGACUUUUACAAACCACCUGACCUACGUUGCAGUACGAUAGAAGGCCCUUGUAGGUCGGAUGUUUUUUUGUUUACGGUUUAA
Molecule: messenger RNA, 860 nt
Organism: Ruditapes philippinarum (Manila clam)
Lineage: Eukaryota; Metazoa; Mollusca; Bivalvia; Venerida; Veneridae
Exons: 3
Coding region: 438-860 (140 amino acids)
Source: RefSeq, a predicted model, not a curated record